CCUGGUUUUGGAUCAACAAAGCUCGAGAAUCAGUCUUUGUAAGGCGGAGAGGGGGAUUGGAGAAAGAGAGAAAACGAUUAACAAUGUCGCAGAUUCCCAAUUUAGAGAAUGCCCCCAUAAAUCUCACUGAGAUACGAACACGAGCUCAAACGGAGCUGCUAAAUAUCCUCAGAGAUAUAAAGGGAGAUAAAUGUUUGGUAAUUGAUCCGAAGCUUAGUGGAGCACUGUCACUGCUUGUCCAGAGCUCUGAACUAAAGGAAAAUGGUGCUGAAUUGCGGCAUCUAACAGCUGAGCCAAUUCAAACGGAAAGAACCAAAGUGGUCUUCCUUGUUCGAGCUCAACCCGAUUUGAUGAGAUUCAUCUGCUCCACCAUUCACAACGAUACCUCCAAAGGGCUUCACAGAGAAUAUUAUCUUUACUUUGUUCCACGCAGACUGGUUUCUUGCGAAAAUGUACUUGCAGAGGAAAAAGUACGCGAACUAUUGAACAUUGGGGAGUUUUCCUUAUACAUGCUCCCGCUUGACGAGGAUGUUAUUUCAUUUGAACUUGACCUUACUGAAAAAGAGAGUUUGGUAGAAGGAGAUGAAACUGCUUUUUGGAAUAUUGCCAAAGCCAUUCACAAUCUUGAGUUUUCUUGUGGAGUGAUUCCAAAUGUUAGGGCCAAAGGGAAAGGAGCUGCACGUGUUGCUGAUAUCUUGACUCGUAUGCAAACUGAAGAACCUGUUAAUACUUCAAAUAUGGGCAUUCCACUUCCAGAAAUUAAUACUGUUGUACUUCUGGAUAGAGAGGUGGACAUGAUAACUCCUAUGCUUACUCAAUUAACAUAUGAGGGAUUGAUAGAUGAGUUUCUUGGUGUAAAAAAUGGAGCUGUGGAGCUAGAUGCAGCCAUUAUGGGAAAUCAGCAAGAAGGCAAGAAGGUGAAGGUUCCCCUGAAUUCUAGUGACAAAUUAUUCAGAGAGACGCGGGAUCUGAAUUUUGAAGUUGUUGUCCAGGUUCUUCGUCAAAAGGCAACAUCCAUGAAGCAGGACUAUACAGAGAUUUCGACUACUACACAGACUGUGUCUGAGUUGAAGGACUUUGUGAAGAAGCUUAACUCAUUGCCGGAAAUGACUAGGCACAUAAAUCUUGCUCAGCAUUUGACAACAUUUACAUCAAAAUCGGUAUUUGCCGAGAGACUUGAUAUGGAACAGACACUCGUGGAGGCUCAGAGCUAUGACAUAUGCUUUGAUUACAUUGAAGAAUUGCUUUGUAAGCAGGAGCCUCUUGAGAAAGUCCUACGCCUUCUAAUCUUAUUUUCAAUAACCAACUCAGGGUUGCCAAAAAAGCAUUUUGACUAUUUGAGGAGAGAGCUGCUUAUAAGCUAUGGUCCUGAGCAUAUAAAUACACUGGAUAGCUUGGAGAAAGCAGGGUUACUUAGGAAACAGGACUCAAGAGGCAACUGGCUGACCAUCAAACGUGCUUUGCAACUUCUAGUUGAGGACACAGAUACCACUAAUCCGAAUGAUAUUUCAUAUGUCUUCUCUGGAUACGCACCCCUCAGCAUUCGACUUGUACAGCACGCAAUACGAUCUGGAUGGCGCUCCUUAGAAGAAAUACUGAAACUGCUGCCUGGUCCACAGUUGGAAACCAAGAGAGGUGGAUUUUCUAGCAUCCCAUCAUAUGAUACACUACCUGGAUCGCUGAACAGUUCGGAGAAACUUUCAAAUGGAAGGCGUGAUCUAGUCCUUGUAGUUUUUGUUGGUGGAGUAACAUUCGCUGAGAUAUCUGCGCUCCGUUUCCUCAGUUCCCAGGAAGGAAUGGCGUAUGAUUUGAUUAUAGGAAUAACCAAAGUUGUCAAUGGACGCACCUUGAUAGAGACCUUCAUAAGUGACUGGGAUAAGUAGUGCGACGUGCGACGUUCGACACGCCGGAGGAGUGUCUUCCAUCUCAAGACGGCUUUGUUUGUUUAUACAAGUUGUAGAUCUGAGCUUACAUACUAUGAUGUGUGUGAUUGAUUAUCUAUUGAGUUCUGCAUAUAUGCUUCUUUGCCAUUCUGCUUAGGCGUUUUUUGGUGUCAAGGUUUUGGUACUAUGAUUACCACUAAUCAAUUUUACUAUGAUACUUGCAUUGA
Molecule: messenger RNA, 2110 nt
Organism: Salvia hispanica
Lineage: Eukaryota; Viridiplantae; Streptophyta; Magnoliopsida; Lamiales; Lamiaceae
Gene: ATVPS33
Product: Sec1/munc18-like (SM) proteins superfamily
Biological process (GO): vesicle-mediated transport
Source: RefSeq, a predicted model, not a curated record